GUGCAGAGGAUUUCACCAGGUAGUUGGCAAGAGACCUUAGACAAGUGUGGGAAGCUGUGGAGGAUACAACUCUUUUCUCUGGUCUUUCAGACAAGUAGUGGCUCUGGGAUGAUGAGUUACUACAUGGACACAACCAUUGGAAGCCCAGCCCCUUAUCCUCUGGCCCGUCCAGGAGUAAUGGGUGCUGCCAAUUCCUAUGAAGAUCCUUGGAUGAGCUGUGGCUUUCAGUCCACCUGCUACCAGCAAAGGAUUUGCUACCCAGUCUGGGAUGAGUCCACCAUUCAAGAAGUGCCCACUGGCUUAGAACGCUACAACUCAGAUAUGGAAUGUGCAGAUGUGCCUUUGCUAACCCCGAGCAGUAAAGAAAUGAUGUCCCAGGCGCUGAAGGCCACCUUCAGCGGCUUCACGAAAGAGCAACAGCGUCUGGGAAUCCCCAAAGACCCCCAGCAGUGGACGGAGACUCAUGUACGGGACUGGGUGAUGUGGGCUGUGAAUGAGUUCAGUCUGAAGGAUGUGGAUUUCCAGAAGUUCUGCAUGAAUGGGGCUGCCCUCUGCGCUCUGGGCAAGGACUGCUUCCUCGAGCUAGCGCCUGACUUCGUGGGAGAUAUUCUCUGGGAACAUCUGGAGAUCCUACAGAAAGGUUAUGGCAUUGAGCAUGCACAGUGCGUGCCUCCGUCAGAGUUCUCUGAGCCCAGCUUUAUCACCGAGUCCUACCAGACCCUCCAUCCAAUCAGCUCAGAGGAGCUCUUCUCCCUCAAGUACGAGAAUGACUACCCGUCGGUCAUCCUGCGUGACCCUGUCCAGACGGACUCCCUGCAGACAGAUUACUUCACGAUCAAGCAGGAAGUUGUAACGCCAGAUAACAUGUGCAUGGGGCGCACCAGUCGAGGUAAACUAGGGGGCCAGGACUCCUUCGAGAGCAUAGAGAGCUACGACAGCUGCGACCGCCUGACGCAGUCCUGGAACAGCCAGUCGUCUUUCCAGAGCCUUCAGCGCGUCCCCUCCUAUGACAGCUUUGAUUCUGAGGACUACCCCGCGGCGCUACCCAAUCACAAGCCCAAAGGCACCUUCAAGGACUAUGUUCGAGACCGGGCCGACAUGAACAAGGACAAGCCAGUCAUUCCUGCUGCUGCCCUCGCUGGCUACACAGGCAGUGGACCCAUCCAGCUGUGGCAGUUCCUGCUGGAGCUGCUCACCGACAAGUCCUGCCAAUCCUUCAUCAGCUGGACAGGCGAUGGCUGGGAAUUCAAGCUCUCGGACCCAGACGAGGUUGCCAGGCGAUGGGGCAAGAGGAAAAACAAGCCCAAGAUGAACUACGAGAAGCUGAGCCGUGGGCUUCGCUACUACUAUGACAAGAACAUCAUCCACAAGACGGCCGGCAAGCGCUACGUGUACCGUUUCGUCUGCGACCUGCAGAGCCUUCUGGGCUACACGCCCGAGGAACUCCAUGCCAUGCUGGACGUCAAACCCGAUGCCGAUGAGUGAAUCGGACCAGCCAGACUGUGUGGAAGGUUGUGUCGUGUCGGUCUGGAGAUUCAACAAGACCUUAAAAAAAAAUUUUUUUUUUGCAGUUAAAUAUCUAUCUAUAUUUUUUCAAGAGCAACUCAAAUUUGACAUUUUUGAUGGGGAGAGGAGGGUGGGCAAAGUCAAGCUUUUGGCUGAAUCUGACAAUGUUUGGUUGGGAGAAGAAAGAUGGAACUUUUUAUCUGAAAGUUCUCUGAGAGGUUUUUGAGGGUGAAUUUCUUAGUUUUAAGGAAGCCAGAAAAAUAUAGCUCACUUAAAAAAAAAUUAAAAUAAACCCUUCCCAUCUCAUACCAUCUGGAAACAUUAUUAAUGAAAAGAUCCCCUUGAUUACUGUGUUACCAGCGCAACAAACUGACAAUUCAGGAAGUGACAAGACUCCUAAGGAUUAUGCGAUUGGUUCUUUUAUUGAUGGGAGGGGCAAAGGGAAGGUGGAACUUCCUGUUUUGUGGGAGGGGAUGACAUAGGAAAAAACAAGAACAGUUCUUGUUCCUUUGCUUUUCUGUCGGUUAUUUUUCUGUUACACAAAAGACAGAUUUUUUUUUUAGGAGGGACCAAGAUUUUUUUAAUUAUUAUUUGUUAAAAUUUUAUUUUAUUAAAUUUUGUGCCAGUAUUUUUUUUUAAAUAGUCUUAAGCUCCAAGAUGGUCUCAGUCUUGCAAUAUUGUGUGUGUAUGUAUGUUUCUGUUAUGCCAGCAGAGAGUUUUAUCACAGUGAAGAAAAAAUAAUUGUUUAUGUAGACCCCACUGGAGAAGUGUAGCGCUCUGACUUAUGAUCUCUGAAUCUUAUGUGAAGGAAAAUGAGUGCCAAAUCAGCCACCAAAAAUGCUGGGAGGAUGCUUUGCAUUUGCAUUGAGUCCCAUGCACUUUGCUCUAUUGUUUAUUGCUAAAGCUGGAUGAAAUGUCUCAAAAGGAAAUUUUGUUGUUGUUGUUGUUGUUAAAAAACAUCUUUUUGGGACAGCCAUAUUUUCAAAACCAUGGUUUUUGUUUUAAAUUUCUGAUGUAUCGAAAAUGUUGCUGACUUUUUCAUAUAUCAUUUUCAAAAUCAGAAAGUGUUUUGUUUUUUUUUAAAGGAAUGUUUUUAACGCUUUGAAGUAACUGCUAAUUUGUUUUGUUUAAUAUCCCACCCAGUGACUAAGCUGAGCAAAGAAGUUCAGAUUUGACAUUUUCCUAUUUUGAACGCAGUCAGUGCUGAAGGGAAAAUGGAAAAAUGUGUUAGGGAAAAAAAACCAUGAAAAGUUUUGAACGAUGAAAAGUGAGACAAGGAUGAUUUGGAAACUUUUGACGGUUUUUCCCUCCACUUUUGACCAGUGCUGCCUGCAGUGCUGUACGGUCAGCCAUUCUAGGCACAUCCAAAAUGGAAACUCAGACUCAAAUGGGAGCAAUCCCUCAAGAUGCCGAGCACGCAAGCCCAGUCCAGUGAAACUUGCAUGCACAUGCUUAAACUCACGAAUAGCCCCAUUGAAGUGAGUGGACUAUUUGUGUGUUUGAUGUUAAGCAUGUGCUUAACUGCUUUGCUGGAUCAGGCUUUGAGCCCGGAGUGUGUGGAUACAGCUUAGAUACGGAGGAUAUAUUUACACAACAAACUCCUCCCUGCAGCAGCAAUUCUCAGAGCCGACUGGGGCUCACACCGCGGGGUUAAAAAUAUCAGUGUGGAUCUUCGGGCUCGGGCUGAAGCCUGGGCUCCAUGACCCUCCCGUCUUGCCAAAUUUCAGAUCCCAGGCUCCAGCCCGAGCCUGAACGUCUACACUGUUGUUUUUAGCCCCACAGCGUGAACCCCAGGAGCCUGAAUCAGCUGGCCUGGGCUCUGAGACUCGCUGCCAUGGGUCUUUUUUUUUGCUGCAUAGACAUCCCUUAGGGCCUGAUCCUCCUCUCCCUUGCCCUUUGUAACUCCAUUGACUUCAGAGGAGUCACUCCUGAUGUACUCCUGGUGUACAUCAGGAGGGGGAUUGAUCCCACUGAAGCUAGUGGCCAACUCCUCAUUAGCUUUAAUUCUGGAUCAGUCCCAAAGUGAAGGGGGGAGAAUCAGGCCCUGAGUUUUAAAUGUUUAGACCAGAUUCUGAAACCAGAUCCACACGGGUAAAUCCCUGCCAGUCUGACUGUAGGAUUUGGGCUUUCGACUUAAAAUAUCUUUUUUGUUUUUGUUUUUUGGUAAAGACAGUAUUAAAUAUUUGAACUGGAUAUAUUUUCUUUAACGGCUGAACUAAUUUCCGAAGCUCUGUGGUGAAUCAAUACAGAGAGUGGGAGGGUGGAGAGACUUUGUAGAUCAAUGCAGGGGAAACAGAACAAUGGGAGAUCAUGUAUCAGGUCUGCAGAACUGGGCUCUGAAUAAAAGUUGCUAAAAACACUCUUGUAUUUAGUCUGAACAUCCAGUUUGCUUCCUGUUUUCCCAUCUCUGUGAAGUCAGAGCGCUGGGGUAUAGGAGGGCAGGGUCAAACAGGAAGCCAUGGGAUGCUGUCAGUUGAGUUCUAUGGAAAGAUGAUGCCCUGACACAAAGAUGCUGAGCUCCCAUUGGAUUCUACAAGAAUGGCAUGUGCUCAGGCCCUGUGAAUAUCAGGACGUUCGUUUUUAAGCAAGCUUUAUUUGAUUGAAAUUCAGUCAGGCCCGGCGUGUCAGAGAGCUUAGCCUAGCUUAGCAGGCUGGUAGGUAUAAAGCUGAACACAUGGAAAAAUGUAGCAAGCUGAUUAGGGGGGGCGUUUAAACCAAGAAUGUUGAAGGCAGAUGGUGGCUAUGGGGCCAGGGAAGUCCAGGUGUCAGAGUACAUGUCUAGGGCUAAGACCUGAUCCCGCCCGACAUACAAAGAGGACUGGUGCAGAUGAAGGAAAGCGUGAUGGAAGGAAGGCGAAAGGAGCAUGCACUGAAUGAAGAAAGGACAGUCUGCCUUCUGAAAGAGCAGUUCUCAUCUAGCAUCCGGAGCAUUCAGUGCCUUUAACCCUCAGCAAAGGGGGACUGGCAGCUGUGGCAGGUGAGAGAUUGCAGAAGUGAGAAAGGAGGGCUGAUGCAAAAGGGGAUUGGAGUUCAGCUCAAGCUGGAGGAAGCAAAGGAAGAUGCUGAUGUUGUGCUGCUGUAGGCCAGGUGCUCCUCCUCCCUGCUAGAAACUAGAUGCAAAGAGAGAAUAUGUGAAGUCAAACGCCCGUCCAGAAGGUGACUGAUUCAUAGCUGUGUACGGCGGGCUGCGCUGUAGUGGGAAGGCUGAGUGAGGCUGCUCCCUGCACUUUGAGUAGGCUGAAGGCAUCUUGAUGGAGCUUUUGAGUGAUAAAGGUGGUAGUAGCUGAGUGCAGAGGGUUAGUUUGGGCUUCUGAGAAGAUAUAUAAGGAGGAAGAUUUCAGGCUCUGUUUUCCAGGGAGGCAGAGAACCACUUGAUCCAGAGGUGAUUCCAGCGAAAUACACUUGUCCCAAAUAAAACCAGCAUAGUAGCCUGUGACUCUUUAAAUUCUCAACUGGUAACACAAUUCUCCUAGGCUUUUAGGGUCUUAUAAGUUCCAUAGAACCACAGAAAGUGCCCUUAGGUUAAUAUGUUACAGUGUCCGUUCUGGGCAGUUUGUAGCCAGACCUUAAAUCAUCACCUUUAAUUUACAGGAUUACUCUUGUAAAGGGUGUUAGUGACCGGGGCAGAUGUCCCACCACUCUUUCUGCUGUCUAACCCACCCAGCAAGGGUCUGUCCCCUGGGGUUGGUCACAGUGCAGGGUCCCCCAGUUCAGUUCAAGCAGAAAGUCAGUCAGUAAUCAUAGAAUAUCAGGGUUGGAAGGGACCUCAGGAGGUCAUCUAGUCCAACCCCCUGCUCAAAGCAGGACCAAUCCCCAACUUUUUUUUUUUGCCCCCGAUCCCUAAGUGGCCCCCUCAAGGAUUGAACUCACAACCCUAGCAGGCCAAUGCUCAAACCACUGAGCUAUCCCUACCCCCCUACUUUACUAUGAAUGGUUGGGACUUGGGUUUGUGUGCUGACCCCCAAUAUUUCUGCCAGACCUGAUCAAGUCAUUCAUUCCACGAGGGUUAAUUGUGGGCAGAUUUUCUGUAUUAAGCUGUUUCUACCCAAGACAAUCUGUUUCCAUAACGUACAGGGAUAUGUUCUCAAACUGAUCUAGAAGGGCUACAAAAUGAAUGGCGCCAUCUUUGCCAACAUGUUCCUACCAAUGCUUUGCCAAGUUUACUCACCACCCUUUGCCAUCCAGAUUGCAAUCUGCAUGUAAAUGCCACAAGCGUCAGACAGAAUAGCUUUGGUGACAUGUACUGACUUGACCCACAAUUUGCUUCCCCUCCCUCCCCCCUUCUAGGCUAGAGACUGUCACAGAAAGCACAGUGUGCUGUUUAUACACUGGAAAAUUGCAGAUUUUUUUUUAAAUGCAUGUUGACUAUUGAACAGAGAUGUGUGACCCAGAUGAGAUAAAGUUAAGGCCAAAUAUGUACCUGCACCUAAACCUCCAACUGCAUCUUUUAUGAGGUGUGAAAAAGUUUGGUUAACCUACAUACACGCAAUAUCUAUAGAAUGUGUGUGAAAGAGAGCGUGCACUGGGGUUGCAAUUCACCUCUGUGCAAAGAUCCAGCACGAGUCUUAUUUUGAUGGGUUAACUGGUGUCUAGUGCUGGCCCCUCUGGACUGGGGUGAAUUGCACCCUGGGCAAAUAUUUAAACCAGAUUUAAUUCAAUGAAUUUCUCUUUUGUUCUGGAAUUUCUCAAAUCUGUUAAUUGAUUCCAAAUAUUUUUAUGUCUAAUUCUUGAUCUUGUAGUUCACUGCAAGUACUUAGCCAACAUAUUGUGCUUCAGCACCCAAGUCACAUGAUAUGGGCCCAUUUUUCCAACUGGAUGAGGCUAAUUCUAUGCAUGUCAUUCUUACAUGCCUAGAAAUGUAGGGCUGGAAGGGACCUCUAGAGAUCAUUUAGUCCAUCCCCUCCAUGCUGAGGCAGGAUUCUUUGUAUCGUUGAAUACUUGUGGUCAGGAAUUCAAAGUUUGCUUGUUGGGAAUAUUCUGCGACAUUGGUUUAAAAGUGGCUUUCUUCCAGUGAAAUUAUGCCCUGGAAAGAAAAGGGACCUCAGUCAAAGGGAAUUCAUUUAAAAAAUUUGAACAGAUAUUUACAGACAUUUUUUCAUUACAGCAUUUGCCCAUCUCUCGCUGUGUAUGUGUAGAUGAUUAUAAUACACAAAAGAUGAUACACAGUCACCUAUACAUUUGUGUGUAUUAGAAUCACAUACACACAUGUGUACGUGUGUGCAUCAGUUUUUUACACUCGAUUACACUUCCCGGUUCUGCCCAGAAGAGUAUUAUCAUUCUGUGAGAGUCCACUCUUGAGGUAUAUCUGAACAGGACAUGAACCAAGUUAUACAUAGUUUUGAGAAAAGAAGACUGAGGGGGGACCUGAUAGUCUUCAAAUAUACUAAGGGCUUUUAUAAAGAAGAUGGUGAUCAAUUGUUCUCCAUGUCCAGUGAAGGAAGGACAAGAAGUAAUGGGUUUAAUCUGAAGCAAGGGAGGUUUAGGUUAGAUAUUAGAAGUAUCUUUCUAAUUGUAAGGAUAGAUAAGCUCUGGACCAGGCUUCCAGGGGAGGUUGUGGAAUCCCCAUCACUGGAGAUUUUCAAGAACAGGUUAAACACACACCUGCCAGGGAUGGUCUAGGUUUAUUUAGUCCUGCCUCAGCACAGGAUGUUGGCCUAGAUGCCCUCUUGAGGUCUCUUCCAGAUGUACAUUUCUAAGAUGAUUCAUCAUUGGCCUGAAAUGUAACCUUCUCUCAGGAGAUUUCCAGCUGAAUGUCAAGAUUAUAAAAAAAAAAAA
This is a messenger RNA of Trachemys scripta elegans, 7281 nucleotides long. It is a transcript of the gene ETS1, whose product is annotated as ETS proto-oncogene 1, transcription factor. The record is from RefSeq and is a predicted model, not a curated record. Gene Ontology annotation, biological process: regulation of transcription by RNA polymerase II; cell differentiation. Gene Ontology annotation, cellular component: nucleus. The transcript is spliced from 9 exons. Lineage: Eukaryota; Metazoa; Chordata; Testudines; Emydidae. The coding region runs from base 109 to 1485 and encodes 458 amino acids. Gene Ontology annotation, molecular function: DNA-binding transcription factor activity, RNA polymerase II-specific; sequence-specific DNA binding.